AUGCUCCCCCGCUUCCUCCGCCUCUCCCGCCUUCCAAGGCCCCUCCUCCCCCACCUCCAAUCCCGCACAAUAAUCCAAACCCACCACCACCAAACAACCGCAGAACCCAACACCCCGCCGCCACCGCCAAGCUCCAGCACGACCAAUGCCGCGUCGGUGGGCACCACGGCCGGAGCGGACCCGAACGCGCCGCUGCAGGGAUCGGUCGGGGCGGGGGAGGCCAAGCGUCACCUACAGGCCCCGAACCGCGCGACCACGUGGUCAAGGUCGCAGCAGCCGAGGGAGUUGGCCAUGGUGGGGCCCAGGUUCGAGAAUACGGAUAUGGAAUUGCAGCCGACGCCUUACGCCGCUAUCGAGUUGAUCCAUCGACAGCCCGUGAGAUUUUCAGAGAAGAGGAUCGUCGUUUGUGAUGGCGGUUUGUCCUCCCCCCCCUUUUUUUUUUGUUACUGCUGCUAUUGUUUGUGUGGGAACUGAUGGUGAUGGGUCGGAUUGGAUACGGUAGGUGGUGGGCCCAUGGGACAUCCGAGGAUUUUUAUAAACGUGGAUAAGCCCGAGAUUGUACCGUGUGGGUAUUGUGGAUUGCCGUUUGUGGGUUACCUCUCCCCCCCCCUUUUUUUCGCCGUCCUCUCCGGGUGGGAUUGGGAUUGGGAUUGAGGCGCUGAUAUGUGGGACAGGCGCAUGUUCAUUCUAGAAAGACGUUGGAAGCUCAGGAGACCACUGAUUAUCCGCUUUCGUGAGUUGGGGCGGCGGCAUGGGGAUUUGUUGUAGAUUCUUUGGGAUAGAGGUUGCUUUAAAAUCAAUUCAGGUUGACUGGCUCUUUUUUUUCUUUCUUUGAUCCUUUCUACGAAUUAUGGUAUAGCGGGCGGUAUAGCUAUGAAUAACUUGUAUGCCUUG
Messenger RNA from Tuber aestivum (summer truffle), 894 nucleotides. NCBI's taxonomy places the organism in Eukaryota, Fungi, Ascomycota, Pezizomycetes, Pezizales, Tuberaceae. The record is from the annotation of a GenBank genome assembly.